Messenger RNA from Xyrauchen texanus (razorback sucker), 4758 nucleotides. RefSeq names its product neurotrypsin-like. Gene Ontology annotation, biological process: proteolysis. Gene Ontology annotation, cellular component: membrane. Lineage: Eukaryota; Metazoa; Chordata; Actinopteri; Cypriniformes; Catostomidae. Bases 11 to 2467 code for a protein of 818 amino acids. The transcript is spliced from 13 exons. The record is from RefSeq and is a predicted model, not a curated record. Gene Ontology annotation, molecular function: serine-type endopeptidase activity.
CAGGUUCAUCAUGAUGAAUGCGAGCUCCAGGUUUUUCUUCAUCGUCUCUUCGCUGCUGCUCAUCGUGUGCGGUGACGGAUCUCCGUUCACCGAUUGCAUUCAGAGCAAAGGGAAGGCGGGUUUUUACGAGGGUUCCAUAGACGUGACCGAAUCCGGUGUGAAAUGCAUGAACUGGAGUGAAGUGCCCGGUGUUAUAGACCGGUAUCAAGGGAAAGGGCUUGGGGAUCACAGUCUCUGCAGAAACCCAGACGGGAGAAUUCGGCCGUGGUGUUUCUUUGCCAACAGCCGUGGACGAAUUGACUGGGGGUACUGCGACUGUAAGCAAGGCUCUAUAAGACUGCACGGAGGCAGAUCGAAGUUGGAUGGUACAGUUGAAUUGUAUCUGAAUGGUGUUUGGGGUACCAUCUGCGGUAAUGGCUGGGAUGACAGAGAUGCUGCUGUGGUGUGUCAACAGCUGAGACAGGGUUAUAGGGGGCAUGCACGUGUGAGUUCUCUGUCACGUCUAGUGGUAUCUGGAGUUCACUGGCAGACUGUAGGCUGUGAGGGACAGGAAGAGGACUUACUGCAGUGUAAUCACUCUAUCUGGAACGGAGGAGAGUGUGUUAACCGCCAGGCAGCUGCUGUCUCUUGCGUUCCAGUAGAAGCCUCAGUGUUUGUCCCUGUUCGUCUCUCUGGUGGUCCAUCGGUGUAUGAGGGGAGAGUAGAGGUGUAUCAUGCAGGACAGUGGGGCACAGUUUGUGAUGACCAGUGGGAUGAUAAUGAUGCUGAGGUGGUAUGCAGGCAGCUGGGGUUAGGAGGCAUUGCUAAGGCUUGGGUAGGAGCAUAUUUUGGUGCAGGCUCAGGCCGUAUUCUGUUGGACGAGGUGAGCUGCACAGGAAAUGAGCUGUCCAUUGAGCAGUGUCCAAACAAAGCCUGGGGAGAACACAACUGUGACCACACAGAGGAUGCUGGAGUGUCUUGUGUCCCACUAACAGAUGGUGCAGUGCGUCUGGUUGGGGGUGUGAAGGGUUUUGAGGGCAGGCUGGAGGUUCAUUAUAGAGGUCAGUGGGGGACCGUGUGUGAUGAUGGCUGGACACAGACCAACACACAGGUUGUCUGCAGGCAGCUGGGCUUUAGGUCAGGGCAGAGUGUGUCACCAGGGCGGUUUGGGACAGCAAUGGGUCCAAUUUUGCUGGAUGAUGUCAAGUGUACAGGAAAAGAGCCCACCAUCACACACUGCAGCCAAAAGAGCUGGCUCAAACACGACUGCACUCACAAUCAAGACAUAGCCAUUGUGUGCAACCCCCAACGCUUCAGACCUGGAGUACCCACCAGUGUGCCUGUGAGGCUGUUGGGCGGGGAGAAUGAGAGAGAGGGGCGUGUCGAGAUCCUAGUGGAUGGCCAAUGGGGGACUGUUUGUGAUGAUGGAUGGACAGAUCGGGACGCAGAGGUGGUGUGCAGACAGCUGGGUUACAGUGGGCUGGCCAAAGCUCGUGUAAUGGCAUAUUUUGGAGAAGGCAAGGGGCCUAUCCACAUUGACAAUAUAAAAUGCACUGGUGGGGAACGCUUCCUGGCUGACUGUAUCAAACAGCCAUUUGGAAAGCACAACUGCCGUCAUAGCGAAGAUGCCGGAGUUAUUUGUAACUAUGGGUUACAGAAGGAUGCCCCUGAUGUCAAAGAGUCAGUGAGCUCCAUGUGUGGUCUAAGGCCCUCUCAUACCCGCCAGAAGAGAAUAAUUGGAGGGGGAAACUCUCUACGUGGUGGCUGGCCAUGGCAGGUAGCAGUGCGCUUGCGGGGAUCUCAGGCAGAUGGACGAUUGGUAUGUGGAGCCACUCUGAUCAACAGCUGCUGGGUUCUCACCUCUGCCCACUGCUUUAAGAGGUAUGGUAACAGCACUGGGCUAUAUAAAGUUCGUGUAGGUGAUUAUCACUCUCUGGUUCCUGAGGCGUAUGAGGAAGAGUAUGCUGUGGAGAAGAUCAUCCUUCACCCACACUACCACGCUGACAGCAAUGACUAUGACCUGGCACUAGUGCGUGUGUCUGGCCACAGAGCUCACUGGGGUCUUGCAGACGAGUGCGUCAGGCUGAGUCGUUUUGUUCUGCCUGCCUGCUUGCCAGUUCGGAAGGAGAGAGUGGCAAAGGGUAUUGGCAACUGCUUCAUCACAGGCUGGGGGGACACGGGUCGUGCAUAUUCAAAAACACUUCAGCAGGCCUCAAUUUCUAUGUUGAGCAAACGUCAGUGUGAGCAACACUAUUCUGAUCAGUUUACCAGUAGAAUGCUGUGUGCUGGCUCCUCCUACGAUGACCACCGUGUGGACAGUUGCCGUGGAGAUAGUGGUGGUCCAUUAGUGUGUGAGAGGGCAAGCGGAAUUUGGGUUGUAUAUGGGGUCACAUCUUGGGGUCAUGCUUGUCGACUGCAAGACGCACCUGGUGUGUACACCAAAGUGUCCAGCUUUGUGCCCUGGAUUAGGAAGGUCAUUGGCCAAUAGUAUUUCAUGAAAACUGCAGUCAACCAAUAAAAGACAUUGUGACAAUGCGGACAAAGGAAUGAUGCGCAUUUAUAAAGUAAGAGCUAAUUAUGUUUCAGAUAAUAGUUUAAAACUCUAGCACACACACAAAACACUAGCAUAAAAUGAAUCUAGUAUUCCAAAUAUGUCUUUUAACAUCAAAGAAAAAGCUGCUUAUUGCCUUGUGUAAUAAUUUGCACCUGGAAUAAAUAGUCAUCACAAAAUUUUAUUUUUGCACCGAAAUGUUUUGUAACAGUUGUAAUGGACCAUUAUUAUAGCGAUGCAUCCAGCAGUCUUAAUUUGGUAUCAUUUUAGGUCUUCAUUCUUUUACUUUGAUUCUUUUUCUUUAUUUUGGUGUCAAAAUUGAAACACUUCUAGGUUGAAGGGACCAUCAUUUUGAGUGUGGAAUUAAUCACUGAGGGCGGUAAUGGAAGUGUGACUAUUUUACUCUAUAAUCCGUGCCAUUAAGCGACAAAAUGGGAUGAGUAAUGUUCGAAUUUCAUGUAUAGAAAUUUGUGAUCAUUCUGAUGGCUUGAAAUCACAUAAAAAAAUUCAGAAGUGGGAAAAUUCUGGAUUUCAUGCCAAGAACUUUGUUUAUUUUACACUCCUGGGAUACGGUUACCAUGGCACUGCUAAGUAACCAACCAUAUCACCUCAUCAUCACAUUAGGUGACAUCAUUACUCCAUCACAUGUACAAUGACAUAAUUCGUUAUAGGUCAGAUGUUCGUGAUGAUAAUUGGACUGGGGCUUGCACAUCUUAAUGUAAAGAAAAAAAGGAUAUCACAUACUAGUCGCAAGUUUGGACACCAGGCAGCGUGGUGGCUCAGUGGUUAUCACUGUUGCAAGAAGGUCCUGUGUUCAAGUCCUGGGGUCUUUCUGUGUGGAGUUUGCAUGUUCUCUCCAUGUUUGCGUGGGUUUGCUCCGGUUUCCCCCACAAGUCCAAAAAACAUGCAGGUUAUGUGAAUUGGCGACUCUAAAUUGCCCUGUGUGAGUGAGAGUCCCCCAGCCACUGGGGUUGCGUCAGGAAGGGCAUCCAGCAUAAAAUUUAAAAAUCAUAUAUAUAUGUGGACUAUCACAAAGUGGACCCUGCACCUACGUGGGACAAAUGCUAGCAAACAGAGAGAAUAAAAGUAAAGCCAUCACAUCUAUGAAAUCCCACAAAUGGAAAUAUACGAAUGUGUAGUGACCACACAUUUUAAACCAAUAAACUUUUUUUUUUAACUUCCUUAAAGUAGCCACCCUUUGCCUAGAUUACAGUUCUGCACAAUCAGGCCAUUUUCUCAACUAGCAUCAUAAUGUGUUUUUAAUCAGUAUUGGAGAUCUCAUGUAUGCUAUGCACUUAGGGGGUUUUCCUUCACUAUAUGGUUUAACCAAUAUGGUUUAAUCAUUUAAGCAUAAGCCUUUAAAUCAAAAGGUUUUAAAUAUAAUACAUUAAAAAAUAAAACAUAUAUUCAGUCAAGCGUGUCCAAACUUUUGACUGGAAUUGUGUUUGCUUAAUAUCUUUACAAUUUUCAGUUCCACACUCUCUUACAGAUGCCAGAGAAUGGAAAUUUGGGAAUUGUGUGCAAUGUAAACUGUUUUACACAUUUAGAUCAUGUUACAAACCUCUUUGUUUUAGAUGAUUAGGAGCAUAUCUUGUCUAAACUAUUAAGGAUUGAAAUUAGACAGUCUGUUUAAGUGUGUCAUUAUUUGGUUGUAAGCAAACAUUGCUAUCAUUUUGCUGAGCUAAUGCUAUAAUUAAUUAUCACAAAUAUGUUUUCUAUGUGUUAUGAUGUUUUUUAGUAUACCUCCAUGAACAUGAAAGUAGUCUUUAGACCAAAUUAUUGUCCCCUUAAAAAAAACAAAACUAUUUUUGAUCUUUGGGAGAGAGAGAAAAAAACAACAACUGACUAAACUGACAAAAUAACGUUGUUAUUUUGCACAAUGUAAGGUGCUGGAGUUUAGCUGCACUGCAAACUUUAGUAUAUUUCAUGUUUUUCUAAUACAUUAAUCAGUCAUGUUCUAAUCUCCUGUUAAUUAACUGUUCAUUGAAAAUAAUAAUAAUAAACAAAUAGUUGUUUGUUCACACAGGGUCAAUAAAUUCAAAAGUUUUUUGGUUGUGUUUAGUAUUGACCCUUGUAUGUUAAUAUAUUUCUGAACUUGGUAUGAUUUUUGCAUAAAAAUCGUUUGUAACGUCCUGUGGCAUGUGAUGCACUAUUCAUGAGGGCUGAAGUGUCAUUAGCAAACAAAAAUGGAAAAUGUUUGGAAAAAAGAUGUACAAUUGUCUUGUUGC